GGCUCACAGUUGGCUUGCCACCAAUGGCCCCCCAUCAGAUCCUUUCAGACUGAGUCAAUGCCUCAAACUGGCUAUGGUUCGCCUCUGUCACUGACCUUCUGCCAACCAAUUGAGGAAGGAGAGAUGAUGCAGCGCCGCUGGUUUGGUGCCCCUGCAGCCAUUGUUUGCUCACCGAUUACUCCCGGAGCUGGACCUUCGCAAAGCUCACGAAGAGCAGACCGGCAAAAGACUGUCUCGGCACUCUGUGCUUCCACAGCACUGCUGCUUUUUGGCCGUGGGGCAAAGCCGGGCAGCAAAACCCGGCGGAAAGUUCGCCCAGAGCGCGAGGAGGUGGUCAAAGCGAGAUUGGCCGAGCUUCAAAAGGAAAAGGAGGUCUUGCCCUACGCGCAGCCGCAAGAAGCGACGAUCCAGUGGCCCAAUGUCUUGGACCCCAGGAAGCGCCAGGCAGAUAAAUCCACUGAAGUGGAGGAAGGCGAAUUGAAGAGGCAAAACUUCCAGGGCAAGCGAGAGCGCACUGUGCGUGCACUCAUGCAGUCCUUUCUACGAAUGCAGGACCCGAUGCGCAUCAUACGAUUUGGGAUAGAGCAUCCUGAGGGCGAUGGUCGAGGAUGGGCUGCAGUGUCGCUCACGCGUCUGAAUAAGACGCAAGAAGCUGCGAAGCUUGCUGCCGGCCCUGACGGGCAAACGCCAUGCGGCUACCAAACCCUCAGAUAUGUGGCGCAUGCAUGUGCCAAGGAAGGGGCGGUGGAGGCCGCCUAUCACUUGUCCCGCUUGCAGCGGAAAUGUGGACGGACCAAGUACAUCACUGCUGGCUCCAGAGUCUUCCAAAGUGCAGUGGAGUCUUCCGCUCUCUACCUGCAGUCCACAGCAGAUCAGAUGCCGAAGCUGCUGGCAGGCCAUGGUGCAAGAGUGGCAGAGGAGAUUGAGUCACUGAUGGAGCUCAAGAACGAGAUCUUGGCCCUCACUCCGAAUCGACGCUUCUUGAUGCUGACCGAGGCUUUCAACCAGCUAAUCAGAUGGUACGGACGAGCUCGCCUUGUUCCACAGGCUCUGCGUGCCUGUGAGAUCAUGAACGAGCUCGGAAUUCCACGAAACGACAUGACCCUGCACUUUCUCAGCAGGGGAUGUGCGCAACAGUUUGCGUGCCUGAAGAAGGCCAAGCGGUACACACAGGCUCCGAAGGAUUUGCCUGGACACCGGCCAGAGGUGGUGUUCAUCGGCCGGGUGAACUCGGGCAAGUCAUCCAUGAUCAAUGCCUUGUUCAGCUCCCUCACGAAGUUCGCUCCAGCCUCCAAGACCAGAGCCUACACGAGGAAGUUGAUGUUUUAUGAGGUGAACAGAGAGCGAGCAGGACUGCCACACUUCAUGAUGGUAGAUACUCCUGGUUUGGGUUGUGCUGACAUUGAGCGAGCGGCUGCCAUUACAAGGGAGUGGCCUGACCUCAUCUACGACUACCUGAAGAAUCGUGAAUCUUUGAAGCAUGUGUUCCAUUUGGUGGAUGCGCGCAAUCACAAGCUCCUACCCGCCGACAAGCAGCUGAUCCACUUGCUGGCAAGGGCCCAGCGGCGCAGCGUUCGCUUGACCAUAGUCAUCACCAAGAUAGAUGUGUGCAAGCGAGCUGUUGCAAACAGCACCGCCAAGCGAAUACGAGAGGACCUUGCGCCGUACUGCGACGUGGACAUCAUGUUUGCCAGCGCCCGCAGCCUUCGAGGUGUGGAUCAUUUGUGGUCAAAGAUUUGGCAGUCCGUGACAGAAACUCCACGCGGAAGAAGGCACAAGGACAUUGCUCGAAAAGAACUUGAGCGACUCAUGAAAGGCGGCGACCCACUGAAGGCUCCAAGCUUGUCAGAGCUUAUGGGAAUGCCUGACUACCGCGACCAGAUGCCACAGGCCAAAGCGUAUGACGAGGAAUGGGCAGAAGACACAGACUACGAGGUGUCGGGGGAGCAACAGGAAUACUUUGAUGACAAGUGGGGUGAGGAGCUGAACGAGGAUGCUGACUCAAGUGACGCGCGGACAUCUGAUCUCCAGCGGCUGGAAGAGGACGACGACUUUGCAGCUGAUGAGGAAUGGAAUGAUGACCAGCUUGAGAAGCGAUGGGAGGCUUUUCCUGAGAAUUGGGAAAGCGAAGAGGAAGAGGCAGAUGUGCGGAAAAACAGCUCGAGAGCUUAAGGGAA
This is a messenger RNA of Effrenium voratum, 2177 nucleotides long. Lineage: Eukaryota; Dinophyceae; Suessiales; Symbiodiniaceae. The record is from the annotation of a GenBank genome assembly.